Molecule: messenger RNA, 629 nt
Organism: Paramecium sonneborni
Lineage: Eukaryota; Ciliophora; Oligohymenophorea; Peniculida; Parameciidae
Source: the annotation of a GenBank genome assembly
AUGUUUGGUUUAAAUGAUUAAUUAGAUUCCUUAAAUUUCUUUGAUAAAUAGUAAGAUUACUUUAAACAAUACUUUUCAGAAUAAAUAUUGAAUUCUCAAUAUUUAAGCUUUUUAGAUGAUUUAAAAGAUUGUGUAUAUAUUAAAUAAUUAACUAAAAAUUAAUGGCUUGAUUAACUUUAAGAGAUUAUUGAAAUAUCUACUAUUUAAGAAGUAAAACUCUAAUAUAAUUAUAGAUCAACUAAACAUAAAUUAUUAAUGAUUCCCUUGAAAGUGAUACGCAAGCUCGAGAAAGAAAGAGGUAAUUUAUAUAUUUAUUAAAUUAGUAUUUGUUAUGAUGGAGACGAAGAAAAAACUCCUUAAUAAAGUGAAGAAGAUGAAUAAAGUAAAAACAAAGUAAAUAUUUUUAUUACAUAAUUGAAAGUAUUAAAAAAAUAAGAAAGAAAAAGAAUUAUAAAAUGGAGAAGGAGGUGAAGAGGGAUAUGAUGCCAGUAAUUCUGAUCAUAAGAUUAAGAUUUCGAAAUUGCCAAGAAGAAUCAUCUAAAGGAGAAAAUAAGCUAACAAUCAAGAAUUUGACACAGAUAGAGAAUAUGUAUGUAUUUUUCAUUUAUUUAGAAAUAAAAAGAAUGAAC